AUGGAGAAGCAGACUAACCAAAUCAUCUUCUCCAUAUUUUCUCUUCUUCUUCUGUUUUCUUCAUGUGUCUCUGCUCAGCUCCGGACAGGUUUCUACCGGAACUCAUGCCCGAACGUUGAAAACAUUGUCCGUAACGCCGUCCGUCAAAAAUUCCAGCAGACUUUCGUCACCGCUCCGGCCACUCUCCGCCUCUUCUUCCACGAUUGCUUCGUUCAAGGAUGUGAUGCUUCGGUAUUGAUAGCCUCUCCGGCGGAGAAAGAUCAUCCAGAUGACAUAUCAUUGGCCGGAGACGGAUUCGAUACGGUGGUGAAGGCAAAGCAAGCCGUUGAUAGCAAUCCAAACUGCCGCAACAAAGUCUCAUGUGCUGACAUUUUGGCUCUCGCUACUCGUGAAGUCGUCGUUUUGACCGGAGGACCGAGCUAUCCGGUGGAGCUAGGGAGGAGAGAUGGCAGAGUAUCUACAAAGGCAAGCGUUCAAAACAAUCUGCCACAACCCGGUUUUAACCUAAACCAGCUCAACAGCAUGUUCAACCGUCACGGUCUCUCUCAAACCGACAUGAUCGCUCUCUCAGGAGCUCACACUCUCGGAUUCGCACAUUGUGGGAAGUUCUCAAAGCGUAUUUACAAUUUUAGCCCUAGAACCGCUAUCGACCCGAGUUUGAACCGUGGGUACGCGCUUCAGCUCCGGCAGAUGUGUCCGGUCCGGGUCGACCCACGGAUCGCGAUCAACAUGGACCCCACCUCGCCACGUACUUUCGACAACGCGUACUUCAAGAAUCUCCAACAAGGGAAGGGUUUAUUUACGUCAGACCAAGUCUUGUUCACAGAUCAACGGUCUAGAAAUACAGUGAACUUGUUCGCCAACAACGAAGGAGCUUUUAGGCAAGCUUUUAUCUCUGCGAUCACGAAACUGGGUCGGGUCGGGGUCAAGACUGGCAAUGCUGGUGAGAUCCGAAGGGAUUGUUCACGUUUCAAUUAG
Molecule: messenger RNA, 978 nt
Organism: Microthlaspi erraticum
Lineage: Eukaryota; Viridiplantae; Streptophyta; Magnoliopsida; Brassicales; Brassicaceae
Source: the annotation of a GenBank genome assembly